CAGUUGUCACUAACGCAUAUAUCCCAAAAAAUACAAAUAAUUUCAUCCGUAGAGCAGAAAAAGUUUGCAGUGAUAUGAAGCUUCGCCAAUUUCAAAUAGAAGCGGGAACUGCGGCUCAGACUCGGAGCUAACUUCAUGUCAGUGAAGAAAAUGGCGUGCAUAUUGAUUAUCAGCACAAUUAACUGCCAAAAAAGUUAAGCUGGGAAGGCCCUUUAGAUUCCACUGAUCAAAACAACAACAUUACCAUGACAUCUGAAGAUCUUCUACAACCUGGGCAUGUAGUUAAAGAACGAUGGAAGGUGGUGAAAAAAAUAGGAGGGGGAGGAUUUGGGGAGAUUUACGAAGGCUUAGAUUUAAUUACUCGGGAGCAGGUCGCACUCAAGGUGGAAUCGGCAAGACAACCCAAACAAGUUUUGAAAAUGGAAGUAGCUGUACUGAAAAAGCUCCAAGGAAAGGAACACAUUUGUAGAUUCAUUGGCUGUGGUAGGAAUGACAGAUUUAACUAUGUAGUGAUGCAAUUACAAGGCCGUAACUUGGCUGAACUCAGGAGAGCCCAACCAAGAGCUGCCUUCAGCUUAUCGACAACUUUGCGUUUAGGCUUACAAAUACUUAGAGCCAUCGAAAGUAUACAUUCUGUUGGUUUUUUACAUCGUGAUAUUAAACCUAGUAAUUUUUCAAUGGGUAGACUGCCGUAUAAUUGUAGAAAAGUAUAUAUGUUAGAUUUUGGUCUUGCUAGACAGUACACCACUGCUACUGGGGAAGUUCGAGCUCCUAGAGCAGCAGCUGGUUUUCGUGGGACCGUAAGAUAUGCCAGUAUCAAUGCACACAAAAAUAGAGAAAUGGGUAGGCACGAUGAUCUCUGGAGUUUAUUUUAUAUGUUAGUAGAAUUUGUGAAUGGCCAGUUGCCCUGGCGAAAGGUAAAAGACAAGGAACAAGUGGGAUUGAUGAAAGAAAAGUACGAUCAUAGAUUAUUAUUGAAACACUUGCCGUCCGAUCUUAAACAAUUUCUUGAUCACAUACAGAGUUUAGAGUAUGCCGAUAAACCAGAUUAUCAGAUGCUCAUAUCUCUGUUUGAGAGGUGCAUGAAGCGAAGAGGAGUUAAGGACUCGGAUCCUUACGACUGGGAAAAACCGGUCCAGACUGAUAACCAGCCUGUUACCCAACCAGUAACGGUACAACAGCCAACUGCACCAACGACUCUUCCGAGACAUACAAAAAAUACUCUUACAACGGAUAAUAACCAAGAGAACAUCAAACCAACCGACAACAAAGAGGCACAACUGGAUUCUCGAAGACGCAUAGAAACUGAAAAUACUGCACCUUUAGUAACUGAUACUCAGACAAAUGCUGCUAGAGCCACCACUGUGGACAAAAACUGUAAUGCAACUGCAGUGGAUCAAGUUCAAGCACGCAAACGGCGAGCUACUUCUCAUCUGGAUCAACCUCCUGAUAGGUUGGAUAAUGAAGCAGUGCCUUCUGCCAAGUCGACAUCAGAUGCAAAUGUGAAACCAGCACCACUUCGAAAAAGCCAGUCUGGUGUUGCUACUCUUGGUAGAUUACGUGUUGUAACUCCUGCGCAACCUGUACAAACGGGUAGUUUGGUUGAUUCUCCAGCUACUCCAGAGCAAGAGAAGCCCAGAAGGAGGCAACCCUCCGCUGCCAGGAGUUCUAGGUCUGGAAUGCGUGACCAAAGUCUCACACAGUUUGCUGUUAUAGAUGACGAGAAUGUAAGUCAGCAAAUGACACGUGGUGGUGCCUUGACAUUGGCCAGUCAGUGGAAAUCUCAGUUUGAUGAUAGUGAAGAAACCACUGAUAAUGAGUGGAAACCUGAGAGUCCGGAACACCGUGGCCACUUAGGUGCUCCGUCUGAGACCGGGGCUGUCCUACCUCCGAUAUUAAGUAGAAUAAGUGAAGAUUCUCGUACUAGUCAUAGAAAAUAUAUAAAUAUUGCCGGCAUCGAAGAAUAUCCUGAGCUAGUUGGGGGACUUCCGAGAGCGUGGUCUUCACCUUGUCUUGGGCCCUGUGUCAGAUCUUGCCUGAAGCCGCCUCUUCUACAACAAGCCGCUUUCGACGAUCUCGUUUUUAAGGUAGAUGUGAUGCGUAACGUUGCUUCCAAGCACAUGCAGAGCGAAGCUGAAGAUCAAAAAAUAUUGGAUUCACACAGGUGGGGCAGCUUGCCGGCUCUUAAUCUUGUGGAAAAAGAAGGAAUGAGGAGUAACGAAGACGGAGAGGAAGAACAGAAUGGUGAAGAUGAAGGUUUGCAAGAGGUUGCUGGUAAACUGGAAAUAAGAGUAGUGCCAAAAGAGCAAAUAAACAAAGAAAACGUUCCAAGACCACAAACUAUUUCACCUCCGAAAGCCUUGAUGCAAAAUGGUCAUUCUGAAGCCACCAUUACAGAAAAAAAAGUAGUUGAAGUGCAAACAAAAGAGUCCCCUCAAAGACCAAAAAUGGAACGAACGAAAAGCAUUUUGAAACAAAGCAGCAAAGAAAAAAGUGAUCCCAUAGAAUUGGCCAGUCCAAAACGUGAAAGCAUACAUUUUGUGAUAGAAUCAAUAGAGGGUGUUGAUAGAGGAAUAAACCAAGCGCAAGAAGUGGGAGAUAUUGAGAAAAAGACGAAUGAAAUUGAUCAGGGAACCCAAUGUAAUAUUCAGUGUUCAAAAAAAAGCAUAGGAACAGAAAGUCGGAGUGUUAUUGAAAUGAAUUCUGCAGAGUUGAUCAAAACUAGUGAUAAGCAAAUUGGUACAGAUUCUGUUGACAAAAAAAAGGUGGAAACUGAAUCAAGUAGUACGGAAACUGACCAAAAGUUAUCCAGAGGUAGAUCACAGCAGGAUAGCUUAGAGAGGAAUAGAAAAAAGAUGAAUCGAAAAACCAGUUUAAAUUUCGAACCAGUUGAAUCGUUGAGCAGGAGCAAUUCUCAAAAGGUCCUUUGCAAACCUUUAGAGGCUGUGAAAAAUAAUUUGGUCGAUUCAAAAUCGGACAGCAGUUCUAGCAUGAACUGUAAAGUUAAUGACAAGAAGGACGAAGAAAAGGGCAGUAUGGAUAGGUGUGUUCUGAAUGUGGAUAAGGCGGUGAUCAAGGAGAGGGCGCGUUGUUCACCGUCAGUUGAUUUGAGCACCAAUCCAAAUGUGACGUUUGUGUCAGCUACUAGCAUUCCAGAUUUAAAAGAAAAAAGAUCUAUUGCCAACGGACUUAGCCCCGGAAUGGACGAACAAUCAGAAUAUUUUGAUGCUACUGAAAAUCCGAUGAUAAAAGACAAACGUCAAGAACAGGAUGACGAAGACAGUGGAGUUGAUAAUGCCAGUCAGAUACUCAGGGAAUCUUCUACAAGUCCCGCAAUGGAAGGUAGCAGGUUGUCAAAGAUUCCUGUUGCAGUGAGUGGCCAAAGGUUGGCGAAAUGCAUGUCUUGGUCAGGAGAUCUUACUCCUGGACUCAGGAGACGAAGGCAGGGUGACAAAUAUGUUACAGACCCCAGCCAACUCAAACUCCGAUUUAAAAGACAUUCAAGUAGUGGUGUGGUCAAGUUACUUGAGCUCCUGAAAAGAACAUUGAUGUGGAUCCCCCGAUGUUGUCUGUACGGUUUUUGUGUAAUUUCAGGUCUUCGCGUUAGAGGUAUCUCCAGUUGCCUCAUAGACGCUCCUGAAAGCUCCCCGGAGUCUUCCGAGGGACCUCCCCCUCCUCCACCUACGGGAGAACCGCCGUCGGAGUCACAAGUUCGUUGUCGUCGAUUCAGACCGGUGACAUAAUAGACCAAAGAUUACACAAUGCGUGUAUGAUCACGAAACAUUGGUAAUCCAGGAUUUCAGCCUUUUAUUGCCGGAGAAAAAACUUCGUUUAAAAGAUUCUGAACAUUUGCAAAUGUGAUUUUUCUCUUAAGUUAUAAGCAUAUUUUGUAGACCAUGAGAGAUCCGUUUUUUAUAUGGUUGUGUUUCGAUUCACUUGUUGACAAAGGAAAUAUAAGAAACUUGUUAGAAAAUUGACAAAAAUAACACAACAAGUAAGAAAGCAUUUUAGUCCUCGCACUCGAAUCAAAUUUUACAUAAUGGUCGUCGUCUCGCGCUUUUUGGUGUAAAGCACUUUUUGUGUUAUUCUUGUUGAUUUUGUUUAAAUAUUUUGCUAUAAACUUUGCUGAGAAUAAGAGAAAAAAUUCUAGUCACAAGUACUGUUAUUUUUUAUGAACCGGUACUUGAUGAGAUUCUAGUCAGGUAGUUCUACAGGAGUAAUAUUCAAAAAUUUAAAAAUACUCUGUAAAAUAUCGAUAUUAUUACAGAUGGAUAGCUACAAAAACUGUACUGUUAUUGAUUUUUAGACUGCUAAAACUGUUUUUAUUUUUGUUUCUAUGUAUAUUUUUUGUUUUAUUAUACUAGUGCUCGUAUUCAUAAAUUAUUAUAGUUAUAAUUGAAUAAAAAAUCUUUUAUU
This is a messenger RNA of Leptinotarsa decemlineata (Colorado potato beetle), 4416 nucleotides long. RefSeq names its product tau-tubulin kinase asator (gene Asator). The record is from RefSeq and is a predicted model, not a curated record. Gene Ontology annotation, biological process: protein phosphorylation. NCBI's taxonomy places the organism in Eukaryota, Metazoa, Arthropoda, Insecta, Coleoptera, Chrysomelidae. Gene Ontology annotation, molecular function: ATP binding; protein kinase activity.